AUGGCCCUACCCCUUAUUGCACCGCCAGGACCUGAUAGCUUCAAGAAGUUUACUUUGGAAUCUUUGGUGGUCCUUGACCAACGCAUCGCAGAGGAGAAGAACAAGAAGCCACCCAAGCAGGACAGCAGCUACCGCGACGACGAUGACGAGAACAAGCCCAAACCCAACAGCGACUUGGAGGCUGGGAAGAGUCUGCCCUACAUCUAUGGGGACAUCCCUAAGGGAUUGGUGGCGGUACCACUGGAGGAUCUGGACCCAUACUACCUGAAAAGUCAGAAAACAUUUAUAGUGCUGAAUAGAGGGAAGACAAUCUUCCGUUUUAGUGCCACACCUGCCUUGUACUUCAUAAGUCCUUUCAAUCUGGUUAGGCGAAUAGCUAUUAAAAUUUUGAUACAUUCUCUUUUCAGCAUGAUCAUUAUGUGUACUAUUUUGACCAACUGUAUAUUCAUGACCUUUAGUGAUCCUCCCGAGUGGUCAAAGCAAGUAGAGUACACAUUCACUGGAAUUUAUACGUUUGAGUCUCUUGUAAAAAUCACUGCCCGUGGAUUCUGUAUAGAUGGGUUUACAUUCCUAAGGGAUCCAUGGAACUGGCUGGAUUUCAUGGUCAUUUCAAUGGCGUAUAUAACAGAGUUUGUAAACCUAGGCAAUGUCUCAGCUCUGCGCACGUUCAGGGUGUUGAGGGCAUUGAAAACUAUUUCUGUAAUUCCAGGUAAGACAGGAUGGGGUGGGGGUAGAUAUAUAACAGAGUUUGUGGACCUGGGCAAUGUAUCUGCGCUGAGAACGUUCAGAGUUCUCCGAGCAUUGAAAACUAUCUCUGUCAUUCCAGGCCUGAAGACCAUCGUGGGUGCCCUGAUCCAGUCCGUGAAGAAACUCUCAGAUGUGAUGAUCCUAACGGUCUUCUGCUUGAGCGUCUUUGCCCUCAUUGGUCUCCAGCUCUUCAUGGGCAACCUGCGCCACAAGUGUGUGAUCUGGCCAAUCAAUCACAAUGAGACUUACCUGAACAAUGGCAGCAGGGGCUUCGACUGGAACGAGUACAUCAUGAACGACACAAAUUUCUACUUCCUGCCUGGCCAAUUAGAUGCUCUACUUUGUGGGAACAGCUCAGAUUCUGGCCGCUGCCCGGAGGGCUAUACAUGCAUGAAAGCUGGUAGAAAUCCAAACUACGGCUACACCAGCUUUGACAGCUUUGGUUGGGCCUUCCUGGCUCUCUUUCGACUCAUGACACAGGACUUCUGGGAAAACCUUUACAUGCUGACGUUGCGGGCUGCGGGGAAGACCUACAUGAUCUUCUUUGUUUUGGUGAUCUUUGUGGGCUCGUUCUACUUGGUGAACCUGAUUCUGGCUGUGGUAGCCAUGGCCUACGAGGAGCAGAAUCAAGCCACCAUGGAAGAGGCCCUGCAGAAGGAGGAGGAAUUCAAGGCCAUGCUGGAGCAGCUCAAGAGACAGCAAGAGGAAGCCCAGCAAAACAACAUGGCAACGUCUGCAGGCACAGUGUCUGAGGACGCAAUAAAGGAUGAUGGAGGAGGGCAUCUGUCGUGCAGUUCCUCUGAGAUGUCAAAGCUCAGCUCUAAGAGUGCCAAAGAGCGCCGCAAUCGUAAGAAGAAGUGGCGUCAGAAAGAGCAGGAGAAGGAGAAGGGGGACAGCGAAAAGUUUGUCAAGUCAGAGUCAGACGACGGAAGCAAAAGGAGCCGUUUCCGUUUCCCCGACAACCGUCUGGGCCGAAAGUCUUCCAUUAUGAACCAGUCCCUCCUGAGCAUCCCGGGUUCGCCUAUCCUCUCCCGCCAUAACAGCAAGAGCAGCAUCUUUAGCUUCAAGGGCCGGAACAAGGAUGUGGGCUCGGAGAACGAAUUCGCUGACGAUGAGCACAGCACGGUGGAGGAGUGUGAGGAGCGCCGGGGCUCCCUGUUCAGCCCGUACCGGCGGAACAGCUACAGCGGCUUCCACGGAAAGAGGAACAGCACGGUGGAUUGCAACGGGGUGGUGUCACUCAUUGGCCCAGGGCUCGGUGGACGCCUUCUGCCUGAGCCAACUACUGAGGUUGAGGUGAAGAAGAAGCUGUCGGGCUCCCUGAUGGUGUCUGUGGACCAGCUCAAUACCUCCUUUGGGCGGAAAGAGCGGGCCAACAGUGUCAUGAGCGUCAUUACCAACACACUAGUGGAGGAGCUGGAGGAGUCUCAGCGCAAGUGUCCACCAUGCUGGUAUAAAUUUUCUAAUACAUUCCUGAUCUGGGAGUGCUCCCCCAUGUGGAUUAAGAUCAAGGAGAUUGUAAACCUGAUAGUCAUGGAUCCCUUUGUGGACUUGGCCAUCACUAUCUGUAUCGUCCUCAACACCCUCUUCAUGGCCAUGGAGCAUUACCCCAUGACCCCUGACUUUGAGGACAUGCUCUCUGUAGGCAAUCUGGUGUUCACAGGGAUCUUUGCAGGAGAGAUGCUUUUCAAGCUCGUAGCCAUGGAUCCAUACUACUACUUCCAAGAGGCCUGGAACUGCUUUGAUGGCUUCAUUGUGACUCUGAGUUUGGUCGAGCUGGCUCUGGCUGACGUUGAGGGCCUCUCUGUGCUGCGGUCAUUCCGAUUGCUGAGGGUGUUUAAACUUGCAAAGUCAUGGCCCACCCUCAACAUGCUAAUCAAGAUCAUUGGUAACUCGGUGGGAGCCCUGGGAAACCUGACUCUGGUGUUGGCCAUCAUCGUCUUUAUCUUUGCCGUGGUGGGCAUGCAGCUGUUUGGAAAGAGUUACAAAGACUGUGUGUGUAAGAUUGCAAGAGACUGCGAGCUGCCCCGCUGGCACAUGAAUGACUUCUUCCACUCCUUUCUGAUCGUCUUCCGGGUCCUGUGUGGUGAGUGGAUCGAGACCAUGUGGGACUGUAUGGAGGUGGCAGGCCAGGGAAUGUGUCUCAUUGUCUUCAUGAUGGUCAUGGUCAUUGGUAACCUGGUGGUGUUGAACCUGUUCCUUGCCUUGCUGCUGAGCUCCUUCAGCGCUGACAACUUGGCUGCGACAGAUGAUGACGGUGAGCCCAACAAUCUACAGAUCUCCGUCAUGCGCAUCAAGAAGGGCAUUGCGUGGAUCAAGGCAAAGACGCGAGUGCUAGUUGCGAGUUAUUUGAAGAAGUCGCCGAUGGAGGACGAGCAGAAGCCCUUGGAUGAUAUGUAUGACAAGAAGCCAAGCUGUAUUGCUAAUCACACCGGGGUGGACAUCAACCGUGACCUGGACUAUGCCAAGAAUGGCAAUGGCACCACCAGCGGUAUUGGAAGCAGCGUGGGCAAGUACAUGAUCGACGAAGACCACAUGUCGUUCAUCCACAACCCAAAUCUGACGGUUUGCGUGCCGAUAGCCGUUGGAGAGUCCGAUUUUGAGAAUCUCAACACAGAAGACUUCAGUAGCGAGUCGGACAUUGAGAACAGCAAAGAGCUGGAUGACACCAGUUCUUCAGAGGGCAGCACAAUUGACAUCAAACCAGACGUGGAAGAGGUGGUGGUGGUGGAGACGGUGGAGGAAUAUAUGGAGCCAGAAGCCUGUUGGACAGAUGCUUGUGUGGCCAAGUAUAAGUGCUGUGAUGUUGACAUCACUAUGGGCUGGGGAAAACCCUGGUGGUUCCUGAGAAAAACCUGCUACUUGAUUGUGGAACACAACUGGUUUGAGACCCUGAUCAUCUUCAUGAUCCUCCUCAGUAGUGGUGCCUUGGCCUUUGAGGAUGUGUACAUUGAGCAGAGGAAGACCAUUCGGAUCAUUUUGGAGUACGCAGACAGGGUUUUCACCUACAUCUUCAUCCUGGAGAUGUUGCUGAAGUGGGUUGCCUAUGGUUUUGUCAAAUACUUCACCAAUGCAUGGUGUUGGCUGGACUUCUUCAUUGUCGAUGUCUCUAUAGUCAGCCUUGUAGCUAAUGCGCUGGGCUACUCCGAUCUAGGGCCCAUUAAAUCACUCAGGACACUAAGGGCCUUGAGACCCCUCAGAGCCUUGUCACGUUUUGAGGGGAUGAGGGUGGUAGUCAACGCCUUGGUGGGUGCCAUCCCUUCCAUUAUGAAUGUGUUGCUGGUUUGCCUCAUCUUUUGGCUGAUUUUUAGUAUCAUGGGGGUCAACCUAUUUGCGGGCAAGUACUACUAUUGUUUCAAUGAGACAUCAGAGGAAUACUUUUCUGUCGACGUGGUCAACAACAAAACCCAGUGUGUGGCACUCAUUCACGAGAACAACACUGAGGUCAGGUGGAAGAAUGUCAAGAUCAACUUUGACAAUGUGGGCGCCGGCUACCUCGCCUUGUUGCAAGUGGCUACAUUCAAAGGCUGGAUGGACAUUAUGUAUGCUGCUGUGGAUUCCAGAGAGGUGGAAGACCAGCCUGACUAUGAAGUCAACAUCUACAUGUACAUCUACUUUGUCGUCUUCAUCAUUUUCGGCUCCUUCUUCACCCUCAACCUCUUCAUUGGUGUGAUCAUCGACAAUUUCAACCAGCAGAAGAAAAAGUUUGGAGGUCAGGAUAUCUUCAUGACAGAGGAACAGAAGAAGUACUACAAUGCCAUGAAAAAACUAGGGUCUAAAAAGCCACAAAAACCGAUUCCUCGACCGCAGAACAAGAUCCAGGGCAUGGUGUUUGAUUUUGUGACACAGCAAGUCUUUGACAUCUCCAUCAUGAUACUAAUUUGCCUCAAUAUGGUAACCAUGAUGGUGGAAACUGAUGACCAGUCAGAUGAAACAGAAAAUGUCCUCUACUGGGUCAACUUUAUCUUCAUCGUAGUCUUCACGACAGAGUUCUUGCUGAAACUAUUUGCUCUGCGCCACUAUUACUUCACCAAUGGAUGGAAUAUAUUCGAUGUGGUGGUGGUCAUCCUGUCCAUUGUUGGCAUGUUCCUGGCUGACCUAAUUGAGAAAUACUUUGUGUCACCAACCUUGUUCAGGGUGAUCAGGUUGGCUCGUAUUGGACGUAUUCUUCGUCUGAUUAAAGGAGCCAAGGGAAUUCGGACCUUACUUUUUGCUCUGAUGAUGUCACUGCCAGCUUUGUUUAAUAUUGGUCUACUACUCUUCUUGGUCAUGUUCAUCUUCUCUAUAUUCGGCAUGUCUAACUUUGGCUAUGUAAAACAUGGAGCAGGCAUUGAUGACUUGUACAACUUCGAGACCUUUGGCAACAGUAUGAUCAUUCUGUUUAUGAUCACCACGUCAGCUGGCUGGGACGGGUUACUACUGCCAAUCCUCAACUACCCACCAGACUGUGAUCCCAGAUUAGAGAAUCCUGGUACAUCAGUGAAGGGUGACUGUGGUAAUCCCUCCGUAGGAAUCUUCUUUUUUGUCAUGUACAUCAUCAUCUCUUUCCUCAUUGUGGUCAACAUGUACAUUGCCAUCAUUCUGGAGAACUUCAGUGUCGCCACAGAGGAAAGUGCAGAUCCGCUAAGUGAGGAUGACUUUGAGACCUUUUACGAGAUCUGGGAAAAGUUUGAUCCCACCGCCUCUCAGUUCAUUACUUUUGCCAAGCUGUCUGACUUUGCUGAUGCUUUGGAGCACCCUCUUCGUGUGCCAAAGCCCAACACUAUAGAACUUAUUGCCAUGGACAUGCCCAUGGUGAGUGGUGAUCGCAUUCACUGCCUGGAUAUUUUAUUUGCCUUCACAAAGCGUGUGCUGGGUGACAGUGGUGAGUUGGACAUGCUGAGGCAGCAGAUGGAGGAGCGUUUCGUGGCAGCCAACCCAUCCAAGGUGUCGUAUGAACCCAUCACGACCACCCUCCGCCGCAAACAGGAGGAUGUCUCUGCCAAAACUAUCCAGAAUGCCUACCGUUCCCACCUCAUCAGACGUGGCAUCAUCUUCAAGCGCCACACUUUUGCUAACAAUAAGCUUGAAAAUGGCGGGACCAACCAAGAGAAGAAGGAGAGCACACCGUCCACAGCCUCUCUCCCAUCAUAUGACAGCGUGACCAAACCUGACAAGGAGAAGCAGGACAAAAGCAAAGAGGAUUGGGCCAGGAAAGAGAAGGACAAAAACCAAAAAGAUGAGUGGGAAUCCAAGUGUUAG
This is a messenger RNA of Menidia menidia (Atlantic silverside), 5988 nucleotides long. Lineage: Eukaryota; Metazoa; Chordata; Actinopteri; Atheriniformes; Atherinopsidae. The record is from the annotation of a GenBank genome assembly.